Molecule: messenger RNA, 3095 nt
Organism: Conger conger (European conger)
Lineage: Eukaryota; Metazoa; Chordata; Actinopteri; Anguilliformes; Congridae
Gene: cnr1
Product: cannabinoid receptor 1
Exons: 2
Coding region: 347-1759 (470 amino acids)
Biological process (GO): G protein-coupled receptor signaling pathway
Cellular component (GO): membrane
Molecular function (GO): cannabinoid receptor activity
Source: RefSeq, a predicted model, not a curated record
AGCAGGAACUCUACACAUUUGGUGAGGCUUUCCUUAGAAACAACCGGUCCCUCGUUACAGUUAAAACAAUACAUUCAGUCACAUGGAGAAAUAAUUUGUUGAGACCCAUAACUACAAGUUCCAGUUUCUUUUCAUUUUUUUAUUUCUCUUUUUUGCUCAAAAGAAAUUGGUUUUGUGUAUUUAGGUUGGAUUUAUGCAAGAGUACAGUUGAUGUGCAAGGAUUGGAUUCACCUGGACAAAUUAUGUGAAGGAAUUUCAAGCUUCCACAAACAGCCUUCCAUUUUGUUCCUGUAGGCUCUCCUGGAUACAUCUUAGGCUGCGCUAUCUCUCUCCCAGAGAAGCAGUCAUGAAGACUGUACUGGGCGACGUUGCCGACACCACAUUCCGGACAAUAACCUCUGGGUUGCAGUUCCUUGGCUCCAACGAUGUCAAUUAUGAAGACCCCACCAUUGAUGCCGAUUUCUCCAAGGGCGGCUUCCCUUUACAGAAACCUCUGUCCGCCUUCCGCAGUAACUCUUAUCCUGGGAAAGUGCCGGCGGAAGAGGAGCUCAUUCUCAAAGGCAUUGCUUUCUACCCAACCAAUGUCACAGACAUUUUGGGGAACAGGAGCACCUUCGGGGAAGAGGGCAGCACCAUCCAGUGCGGGGAGAACUUCAUGGACAUGGAGUGUUUCAUGAUCCUCACCCCGAGCCAGCAGUUGGCGGUGGCGCUGAUGGCACUCACGCUGGGCACGUUCACGGUGCUGGAGAACUUGGUGGUCCUGUGCGUGAUCCUGCACUCGCGUACUCUCCGCUGCCGACCCUCCUACCACUUCAUCGGGAGCUUGGCGGUGGCCGACCUGCUGGGGAGCGUCAUCUUCGUCUACAGCUUCCUGGAUUUCCACGUCCUUCACCGCAAGGACAGCCCCAACGUUUUCCUCUUCAAGCUGGGCGGGGUGACGGCCUCCUUCACCGCCUCUGUGGGCAGCCUUUUCCUGACCGCCAUCGACCGUUACAUCUCCAUCCACCGGCCCCUGGCCUACAGGCGCAUUGUCACCCGCACCAAGGCUGUCAUCGCCUUCUGCAUGAUGUGGGCCAUCUCCAUCAUCAUCGCGGUGCUCCCCCUGUUGGGCUGGAACUGCAAGCGCCUCAAAUCACAGUGCUCGGACAUCUUCCCCCUCAUCGACAAGAACUACCUGAUGUUCUGGAUCGGGGUGACCAGCGUUCUGGUCAUCUUCAUCAUCUACGCCUACAUGUACAUCCUGUGGAAGGCCCACCAUCAUGCCGUGAGGAUGCUCAGCCGCACCUCCCAGAAGAGUCUGGUGGUGUAUUCGGCGGACGGCACCAAAGUGCAGACCACUCGGCCGGAGCAGGCCCGUAUGGACAUCCGGCUGGCCAAGACGCUGGUGCUCAUCCUGGUGGUGCUGAUCAUCUGCUGGGGCCCCGUGUUGGCCAUCAUGGUCUACGACCUCUUCUGGAGGAUGGACAACUUCACCAAGACGAUCUUCGCCUUCUGCAGCAUGCUCUGCUUGCUCAACUCCACCGUCAACCCCAUCAUCUACGCCCUGCGAAGCAAGGACCUGCGCCACGCCUUCUUCAACACCUUCCAAAUGUGCCGAAGCACCGCUCAGCCGCUGGACAACAGCCUGGAGUCCGACUGCCAGAACCGGGGCGUCAACAUAUCCGCCAACAGAGCCGCGGAGAGCUGCGUAAAAACCACUGUGAAAAUAGCCAAAGUGACCAUGUCUGUCUCCACGGAGACCUCCGCGGAAGCCGUCUGACUCGCGGCCUCCAGAUGCUGGCGAAGGAACCUUUUGAUUCUCACAACCCAGUUCUGCGCUCAAUAUGUCAUGGUCCAUCGCUAACACGAGAGGUGAAACGGAAAGCCUACUGACCUAACGUGCAGGUCGGAAGGAGGAAAGCUCAUGAAGGGUCAUGAAGUUGACUGACCAAAACAACACAAAGGCAGAUCAUUGCUUCAAUGUGUCUUUUUCGCUGAAGUGUGCCAGUGUAGUGUUCCAGUGCUUGCCUAAGUGCCAAACCGAUGUCUAGACUGAAGGAGGAAUAUGAUGCAGAAAGUAUGGGAACUAUUUCAAGCUGCUGUAUAGUCUUGUUCACUGUUGUUCUUCGUUAUGUACCCUGUUCUCUUCUAAAUUAUCUCAUCAUAGAUUUGGUGGUACUGUGGGUGAAUUCAUGAAGGGUAUUUUUUUACUGUGAAAUCAGGUUCUCAGAAAUGAUAUCUUUACUCAUGGGAUAAGGGGCUAUUGACAUUUUUUAAUGAUAUAUGUUAAUAUAUAUAUAUAAAUAUAUAAUUUAGAUAUCAAUAUGUACAUAUUCUGUAGCAGCCAUGCCUUCAUGAAAUUAAGAACAUACUGUAAAUUUAAUCGUUUGGUUGCAAUGUUGUAAUGACUAUGGUACAGCUUUGUAUAGAAAUAUGCUUAAUUCACAAAUAAUUACAAAAAAUAUGCUUGAAGAAUGGGAAUGUACUGACAUCAAACAUCAAUAUUAUUAAAAGAUGCAAGUGAUAGUAUAUUCUUACAAAAAAAGAAAGCACAACUAUUACAUUUUUUUACUAUAGUAUCAUUGUCAUAGGAGGGUAUUUAUAGUGUCUUGUUAAUGAUUUCACCCUCUAAUUACAAACACCUAUUUAUGUGGCAGUGAAUAAAUGAAGGGUUUCAUAAGGAUGAUGCAUUGUGUGCAUUGGUACAGAAAAGCAGAAUUUAAAGAUGUCAAUGAAGAUUUUUUAAUACCUUUAAUCGCCUGUUAAUAAUAAGAAAAUAACAAAUAUCACAGAAAUGCCCCAAAGGUUAAUUCUCUUGGAUUGACUACGGAGGUGCAGUACUGUUCAUUUCAUUGGUCUUGUUUGGUAAAGGGACUUCUUUGUACAUGCAAGACAAUGAAAUUCUUUGGGUCAUCAUUUUAUGCCUUUCUGAAGAUACCUUUAGCAUAAAGUUCAAUAUGUAUCUAGAAAUUGGAUCAUGAGAAAAUAUUAUUUUUGACAUAUCAAGAACACACUCGAAAGACUAUUGGUGCAAGGAGAUGAAGUCUUGAGAUGAUGUUCUGAAGUCUUGAGAUGAUGUUCUGAAGUCUUGAGAUGAUGUGUUGAUUGAUUGUGAU